AUGGCGUACUCACCCGAGCAAUAUCCAGCAAACAAGGAGCGCAUCAAAGAGACGCAGCGUCGCUACUAUCUCAAGACGCGAGAGACUCGCCUUGCGAAGCAGCGUGAAUACGAUGCUAAACACAGAGAUCAGAUUCGAGCACUCAAGCGGACGCCAACCAAAGCAGUUACGAUCCAAACCGAACCUGAUGAAAUCGAACCGAACUUAAAUAAUGAAUAA
This is a messenger RNA of Phytophthora nicotianae INRA-310, 219 nucleotides long. RefSeq lists its product as hypothetical. Lineage: Eukaryota; Oomycota; Peronosporomycetes; Peronosporales; Peronosporaceae. The transcript has a single exon. The coding region runs from base 1 to 219 and encodes 72 amino acids. The record is from RefSeq and is a predicted model, not a curated record.